AUGUCAUCAGCAACCUGCCAGCUCGAGAGGGCUGGGUUCCCAAGGAAUACUCAAUUGGAAAUGAUGGUUCCAUGCAUAAUCCCACGCAGCAGUCAGAAGAGGACUCCCAAGAAGGCCAAGGGCGAAGAGGACUCUUAUAGGCAAACCUCAUAUCGUACGGUCUAUCUUCCUAAGCAAGUUCCUGAAGGCCUAGCGGUGAAGAAAUUAAGUAAUAGUGUAAUAAGGUUCAAUAACAUCCGUGUACCACUUUGCAACGGUUACUGGCCUCGGAAGCUUCAAAAAGUUGACAUAUGCAUGAUUCGAAGGUACCGCUUCUUUUCCUCAUUGUCCACGGAUGCGCAAAAGCUCGCCCACACCAAGUACUUAGGCGCGUACAUGGCUGUGCAAAAGACAAUCAGGACACCUGCCAGUUAUGGUCGACUUGAUACAGCUUCAGGAUGGGACUGUCUGAUUCGCAAUGUCAGAAUAACAAUCUACGAGAAGAGUACUUCUAUAAAGGCCAACAUUGAGGUCUGGGGCUCUGGUACAGUCCCAAGGCUUUUGAAAAAGGUGCUCAGAGCGAGAAGUGGCCCGCCCACUGUGGACUGUCUGAAAAGGUUAGUGGGGAGCCGGUUUGUCGACGUGAAAGACAGCAGUGAACUGUUAAAGGUCACAGGGAAAACAGUUGAUCGAGAUCUGGAUAUGGCGCAAUCAUCUUUAAGCUAG
Messenger RNA from Aspergillus niger, 705 nucleotides. RefSeq lists its product as hypothetical. NCBI's taxonomy places the organism in Eukaryota, Fungi, Ascomycota, Eurotiomycetes, Eurotiales, Aspergillaceae. Bases 1 to 705 code for a protein of 234 amino acids. The record is from RefSeq and is a predicted model, not a curated record. The transcript is spliced from 7 exons.